GUCAACGUUGGAUUGCGUUAGCUAUAAAAUGCCAAGUAUUUUGCUAGCGAAUCAAGUAAGUCUAAAUCAAAGCAAAAAUGAACGUGUUCUUUAUUAAGUUUUGGUUGGCUUUUGCACUUGUCGCUGUAUUGUCAAUGAAUUCGUUGGCUGCAUCUGAAUCGGAGGUCUCCACAGAACCAUCGGACGUCUCCACAGAACCAUCGGACGUCUCUACAGAACCAUGGGACGUCUCUACAGCACCACAGAGACGGCAAGAUUAUUAUUCACCACAGAGACGGCAAGAUUAUUAUUCACCACAGCGACGACAAGAUUAUUAUUCUCCACAGCGACGGCAAGAUUAUUCACCACAUAGGCGGCAAGAUUAUUCACCACAGAGACGGCAAAAUUAUUCACCGCAGCGACGACAAGAUUAUUCACCACAGAGAGGGCAAAAUUAUUCACCUCAGCGACAUCAAGAUUAUUCACCUCAGCGACAUCAAGAUUAUUCACCUCAGCGACAGCAAGGUUAUUCACCAAAGCAACAUCAGUGGUAUCUGACAGUGUGUGAUCUAUAUUAUGCACAACAGCAACAACAGUGGGAUCAUCCACAAUAAUCAUCAAGAUUAUUUACCUUAAAGCCGUCGGUUAGUGGACGGUGGGAUUUUAUCCUCCAAGGUCUGGUUUAUUUGAUCCGUUAAUAGUUAAUAAUAGUAACUGUAUUAAAACGAUUAACUAAAUAUUUAAAAUCAAUAAACCGGUUUUAAGCAAGACAGUAA
Messenger RNA from Bradysia coprophila, 755 nucleotides. RefSeq lists its product as uncharacterized. Lineage: Eukaryota; Metazoa; Arthropoda; Insecta; Diptera; Sciaridae. The record is from RefSeq and is a predicted model, not a curated record.